Molecule: messenger RNA, 3780 nt
Organism: Sphaeramia orbicularis (orbiculate cardinalfish)
Lineage: Eukaryota; Metazoa; Chordata; Actinopteri; Kurtiformes; Apogonidae
Gene: fhip2a
Product: FHF complex subunit HOOK interacting protein 2
Exons: 17
Coding region: 258-2489 (743 amino acids)
Source: RefSeq, a predicted model, not a curated record
GCCUGGCUGUGGAAGUGCCACGGUGUCCACGGUGUCCGCGGUGUCCACGGUGCGCGGACGGUCGUGGGUCUUGUUUACAGUAGCACAGCUGGCCCCGCAGAGCCUUGAAGCCGCUUUUAUUGCUUCCAUUUCUCUUUUCGUUCCAAGGGUCAGUGUAUGAAAGCUCCAAUCUGGAUCGCGGCGGCAGCAACAGGAAGAAGAAGAUAGAGGAAUUCUCUAGGUCUUCUCGGGAGAAACUAGUCCAGUCCAAGAACAAAAUGUUCUCCAAAUUUACGUCCAUUCUCCAACACGCCGUGGAAGCGCUGGCCCCUUCGCUGCCCUUACAGGAGGACUUUGUGUAUCACUGGAAGGCCAUCACACAUUACUACAUCGAGACGUCUGAUGACAAAGCUCCAGUUACCGACACAAACAUCCCAUCCCACCUGGAACAGAUGCUGGACAUCCUGACCCAGGAGGAGGGGGAACGGGAGUCUGGAGAGACCGGACCCUGCAUGGAGUACCUGCUGCACCACAAGAUCCUGGAGACGCUGUACACACUGGGCAAAGCAGACUGUCCUCCAGGGAUGAAGCAGCAGGUUCUGACCUUCUACACUAAGUUACUGGCCCACAUCCGUCAGCCUCUGCUGCCUCACAUUAACGUCCACAGACCUGUCCAGAAACUGAUCCGUCUGUGUGGGGAGGUGCUGGCUGCUCCCACAGAAAACGAGGAGAUUCAGUUCCUCUGCAUCGUUUGUGCCAAACUGAAGCAGGACCCAUACCUGGUCAACUUCUUCCUGGAGAACAAGUUAAAGAGGCCUGAGACCAGGAGUCCUGGAGGAGCCCAGGAGGUGAAGGACAACGGCCUGGCUCCAGACACGGGUCAGUCCCACGACCAGGACCAGGAUGAAGCCCAGGCCGCCGCCUCUGGUCCUGCACCCGCCUCCUCCAGUCCUGCAUCCAGCAACAACAACAACAGCGACAACUACAACCUGGUCACAUCCCUGCUCAACCUGACCAAGAGUCCUGACGGUCGGAUCGUGGUGAAGGCGUGUGAAGGCCUGAUGCUGUUGGUCAGUUUACCAGAACCUGCAGCUGCCAAGUGUUUGACAGAGAACACAGAGCUGUGUGAGCUGCUGACCCACAGACUGGUCAGCUUCUACAAAGCCCUUCCACAGUCCAUGGACCCGCUGGACAUCGAGACGGUGGAGUCGGUCAACUGGGGUCUGGACGUGUAUAAUCUGAAGGAGGACGCUGCCGUCUUCACGGGGAAGCGCGCUCUCAUCUCCUUCCUGUCGUGGUUGGAUUAUUGUGACCAGCUCAUCAAAGAGGCUCAGAAGUCGGCGGCUGCAGUGAUGGCCAGAGCGGUGAGAGAGCACUUCUUCAUGUUAGUGAUGGAACCACAGCUCAUGCAGACGUCCGAGGUGGGCAUCCUGACCUCCACCGCCCUCCUGAACCGGAUCAUCAGGCAGGUGACAUCUGACGCUCUGCUGCAGGAGAUGGUCUACUUCCUGUUGGGAGAAGAGAAGGAGGCGGAGUCUGCAGCAGCUGUCAGUCAAAACCCACUCAGACACCGACUCAUCGAACACUGCGACCACCUAUCAGAUGAGAUCAGCAUCAUGACUCUACGACUGUUCGAGCAGCUGAUCCAGAAACCCAACCAACACAUCCUGCACAGCCUGGUUCUGCGGAGCCUGGAGGAGAGGAACUACCUGGAGAACAAACCCCAGGAGGAACGGGAGCCAAUGGAGAACGGGCAGCCGCACGAUGCUGUGGACCUGGAGGAGGAUCCUCUGUUCGGUGACGACCUCUCUCCUGACGGCCGGUUGUCUGGAUCUGAUUGGCUCAGCUCGUCUCCCCCUCUGAGUCCAGACCACUCCAAGUCUGAGGGGAAAACCGAGGUCCACAAGAUCGUCAACAGUUUCCUGUGUUUGGUUCCUGAUGAGGCCAAGUCGUCGUAUCACGUGGAAGGCACCGGUUAUGACACCUACCUCAGAGACGCUCACAGACAGUUUAAGGACUACUGUGGCGUCUGUCAGCAGUGGGACUGGAGGGGACACCCCAAGCCUUUGGAGAAGUGUAACCUGGACAUCCCCUUCUUUGAGGGACACUUCCUGAAGGUCCUGUUCGACAGGAUGGGACGGAUCUUGGAUCAGCCAUACGACGUCAACCUCCAGGUGACGGCGGUUCUGUCCAAGCUGUCGCUGUUGCCCCACCCCCACCUCCACGAGUACCUGCUGGACCCCUAUGUCAACCUGGCCCCCGGCUGCAGGUCCCUGUUCUCCGUCAUCGUCAGGGUGGUGGGAGAUCUCAUGUUGAGGAUUCAGCGGAUUCCAGACUUCACGCCCAAACUGCUGCUCGUCAGGAAGAGGUUAUUAGGACUGGAACCAGAAGGCAUCAAUGUGGAUCACAUGACUCUGCUGGAAGGUGUCAUCGUGCUGGAGGAGUUCUGUAAAGAGCUGGCAGCCAUCGCCUUCGUCAAAUACCACGCAGCGGCCUCGUCCUCGCCGUAACCCCGCCCCCCCGUUCAUCCAUCUGCCGCGGGCCGGGAGGAAGCAGGGCAUUCUGGGGGAGCGUGGUGUCGCAGGGGCAACCGGUCAGCAAAGACGUCACCACAAACUGAUCAUCCCCGAAAAGACGACUGUUAACGCCCACACUGGACAGCAGUUAGCUCCGCCUCCUCUGGACAGCAGUUAGCUCCGCCUCCUCCAGACAGCAGUUAGCUCCGCCUCCUCCAACCUCUGAAAACAAAAACAAAAACACAGACUGGCUUUGGACUGGAUCUGGGGUCAAAGGUCAAAGGUCAGAGCACAAACACUGCCCAGGAGGAGGAGCAACAGGAGGAGGAGGAGAAGAAGUGGAGGGGGCGGGGCCACUCCUCCCAUCAGCCAAUCCAGAGCCGGCCCAGUUUGUCUGUUGGUCACUGACACGUGUAUGUGUGUGUAUGUAUGUGUACGCGCGCGCGUGUGUGUGUGUGUGUGUGUGUGUGUGUGUGUGUGUGUGUGUCAUUGCCUUAGUGCGGCUUCACACCGUUCAUUGGUUCAGUUUCAUUGUUUCCUUUUGAAACAGUUUUAUCCGUUUUUUUCUUUUUACUCCUCUUGUGUCGUCAUGUGUUUGAUGACCACAGGCUGUAAGACGGACACGACCUUUGACCCCCCCCCGUACCUGUAGUUCCAUACAUAUUUAACAGUCGUAUUCUUCGUACUACGCUCAGAUUUUAAUGCCAAGUUCUUCUUAUUUAUUGGACUGUUUUUUCUUUCUCGUUGCCUUUUUAAACAGAUGUUCUUUUGUUUCCAGUUCGACUCAACUCGCCUCCAUGUAAGGGUUUUUGUUAAAACAGAACAUGUGAGGAUGGUGUUGGAACAGUAGAAGCAGUGGGACUGUUCCUUAAAGGCUCUAGAACAGGGGUGUUCAACCUGUGGUUCCUCUGGUCCAAAAACACAAGGAACAUUUGAAAUGAACUGAAGGAGUCAGGACUUUUGAACAGUAUUAUAGGACUAAAUCUAUUCUACCUUUGUCCAUCUGCAAAAAUGUGCAGACUUUACGUGGAAUAAAAGAAGUUUUUGACAGCAUAAAAACCAAAUGGAUUAUUUUCUUGCCAAAUUAAGUAAGUAAAUUAGAAAGUAAGUAAAUUUUAUUUCUAGAGCACUUUUCAAUAGACAGUCGCAAAGUGCUGUACACUGCAAAGUACAAAUAAACAGGACAAAUAAAAUACCAUUUAAACACAAUAAAAUACAAUUAAAAAUAUGAUAAAUACAUAAAGUGCAGUCAGUUUGUAGCAGCCCUGAGUCAGUUGGGAAAUUC